This is a messenger RNA of Fusarium vanettenii 77-13-4, 846 nucleotides long. RefSeq lists its product as uncharacterized. The record is from RefSeq and is a predicted model, not a curated record. Lineage: Eukaryota; Fungi; Ascomycota; Sordariomycetes; Hypocreales; Nectriaceae. The transcript has 2 exons. Bases 1 to 846 code for a protein of 281 amino acids.
AUGCGCUUUGUUUCAAUGCUGGCCUUGUUGGCUACAGCAUCUCCUCGUGUUGACGCUCGUCAGAACCGAGUUGCGAGAUAUGACUCUGACCUUGCUCAUCUACUGGAUUGCCGAUACCCAGAAAUUCUGUACGAGUGCUUGGCGUCCCGUGACCGCAGUGUUGGGCAACCUGCUGAAAAUGCUUGCUACGUUGCCGCAAGCUGCGCCCCAUUGAAACGCGCGGAGCAGACUUCGGAUGGAAAGCUAUGGGAAGACGAGGAAAGUGGGGAGGGCUUGCAUCAAAGGCAACGACGCCAGCAGACGGAAAGCCAGGACUCGGCAAGCCAGGAACCAGAAACCACCGAUAACGCGUCCGCUUUCUCUGCUGAUCCGGUUGCAACAACCGAGGAGCUAGCCUCAAGCUCAGCAGAACCGGAAUCCACGACGAUUCAGGAGUCUACUGCAGCAUCAACAUCCACAGAAGCGACGGUGCUCUCGUCGACGGAGCCAAGCAGCCAACCAUCAAGCACGUUGCCAUCGAGCACACUUUCAUCAAGCACAAGCAGCACCGAAACUGAGACUACCACUUCAGUUGGCGCCUCUUGUUAUUCCACAACUAUCGAGUCCACUACAAGUGCCUGCUCUCCUGGUCUUCUGUGCGCAACCGAAGAUACUCACGGAUACACCAUUUGCAUGGAGAUGCAGAAUGAGAUCGGGCUUGCUGGAAAGAUCAUUGGAAGUUGCUUUGGAGCGGCUAUUGCUGUGUGUGUUGGGACACUGGGAGUGCUUAUCUAUCAGGAUAAACGCAAGCAGCGAGAGAUUGCGGAACUUAUGGAGGCGAGGAUACGACGGAAGGAGAGGCGCUGA